AUGCCUGGUAAUUCAGUAAACCCAACUUCACCCACUUUUUCUGAAGUAUUGGAAAUAAUUAUUAAAUCUUCUUGGUUAAACUGGCUAUUAGUAUUUUUUCCACUGGGUAUCCUGGCUGAUUUUUUAUUCCAUUGGACAGGGCUAGUCACUUUUGCUUUAAAUAUUCUGGCGAUUAUCCUUUUGGCAAGUUUACUAAAUCUUGCUACUGAAGAAAUAUGUAAUCAAAAAGGAGGUUCUAUUGCUGGAAUAUUAGGCACUGCUUUUGGUAAUGUGGUCGAAUUAAUAAUCUCAAUUUUCGCGCUAAUUCAUGGGGAAAUAGAGGUCGUCCAAGCUUCCAUGUUAGGGAAAUUUUAG
Molecule: messenger RNA, 354 nt
Organism: Dentiscutata erythropus
Lineage: Eukaryota; Fungi; Glomeromycota; Glomeromycetes; Diversisporales; Gigasporaceae
Source: the annotation of a GenBank genome assembly